Molecule: messenger RNA, 911 nt
Organism: Vombatus ursinus (common wombat)
Lineage: Eukaryota; Metazoa; Chordata; Mammalia; Diprotodontia; Vombatidae
Gene: NPM3
Product: nucleophosmin/nucleoplasmin 3
Exons: 5
Coding region: 3-527 (174 amino acids)
Biological process (GO): chromatin remodeling
Cellular component (GO): nucleoplasm; cytoplasm; nucleolus
Molecular function (GO): chromatin binding; RNA binding; histone binding
Source: RefSeq, a predicted model, not a curated record
GCAUGGCCGCCGCCUCUGCCUUCUUGGCGUUCCAGGCACUGGAAAGCCGGGCCCGGGCUGGGGGCUCCAUGGGAUCCCUGAGGCUGCGGGGCCUGGACCCAGUCACCAUGGACAGCUUCUUCUUCGGUUGUGAGCUGUCCGGGCAGGCUAGGGCCUACACCUUCAAGGUAGAGGAGGAGGACAACACGGAGCAUGUGCUGGCAUUGACCAUGCUCUGCCUCACAGAAGAUGCUAAGGAAGAGUGCAAUGUCGUGGAGGUGGUGGCCCGAAACCAUGACAAUGAGGAAAUUGCUGUGCCACUGGCCAACCUGAAACUGUCCUGCCAGCCCAUGUGUCUAUGGAGGGCAGUGAAUUCUCAGAAGAGGAUGAGAGUGAAGACAGGGACCCAGAACUGCUGCCCAUUCUGCCUGCCAAGAAGCGGCAGGGGAGGCUAUAACUGGCCAAGGCCCACAGUUGUCUCUCCCUCCUACUCACAUGGUCCUGUUUCUCCUGGAUGUUUCAAAAAUGGUUUUUUAUGGUUUUCUUGAUUUAUCUGCAAGAGAAUAGGGACCAGAACAGCUCUUAGGAACAAAGAGAAGGAACCCAGGUGCCCUUUUAUACCCCCCAGCAGAAUGCCAUCCCGAGGUCCCAGUAUCAAUAUCCCAGUGGGAUAUUGUCCCAACACAAGCCCUAAUUCCUCUCUCCUCUCCUCCCCACCCCUCACCUCUUUGCUCCAGGUUUUUCUUACUUUCAUAUAGGGAGAAAGGUAUAACUGGGGGGUGGGGUGAGGCAAAGGGAAUGGAAGAACAAAGAUUUUUCCAUCCUCCUGAGUGGGGCAGAUGGACAGUGAAAUGAUUUUAUUCAGAAAUCUAAGUAUUUCCAGACAUUUUUACAUUUUUGGAAGAAGUUGAAAAUAAAGUGGUUUUUUUUUU